Messenger RNA from Brachypodium distachyon (stiff brome), 1139 nucleotides. RefSeq lists its product as uncharacterized. NCBI's taxonomy places the organism in Eukaryota, Viridiplantae, Streptophyta, Magnoliopsida, Poales, Poaceae. Bases 180 to 950 code for a protein of 256 amino acids. The transcript has a single exon. The record is from RefSeq and is a predicted model, not a curated record.
CGAGAGGGAUCAGGAAUUAACCUCUUUGCUACCUUAGCCCUUAAGCAACAUGCCUCUUUAUAAUACCUUCAACUUGGAAGUUCCAAGGACUCGCCACAAAGUGAAUAAAAGUUUCAGAUAAGAGAAAGGAGCAAGCCAGUAAGAUCACAUACGGAGUACAUAUAAAAUUCAGAGCGAGAAUGGUGGCCGUCGGCCCGAUCACCUCUGCCACGGCCGCCCACCACGUGUUCACCGUGGUGAUCGACGGCGCGGAGGAGACGAGCAUUCACGAGGGCGUGAUCCGGUGCAGCGGCGGCGGCACGCUCAGCGUGGCCAGCCCGGGCGUCCUCGAGGUCAGCAGGCUCAAGCACGUGGCCGUGCGCGGCGGCGGGGGCGGCGACGUCCGCUUCGCCCGGUGCGGCUUCGCGUCGGCGGAGGCCUGCGGUGCCGCGUCCUUCCACCGGUGCGAUGCGGUGCGCGCCGUGGACGUGGCCGGCGGGGUGAGCGUGCGCCGGUGCCGGUCCGCGGACGUGGAGCGUGCGGGUGGCGCGGUGAGCAUCCGGCGGUGCAAGGGCGCCGCGCGCGUGCACGGCGCCGGCGGGGAGCUCCGCGUGGCGCGGUGUCGUGAGGCCGACGUGGGCGGCUGCCCCGAGGUGUCGCUGGGCCGGUGCCGGGAGGCGCGCGUGGACUGGUGCGGCGCGCUCGGCGUCCAGCGGUGCCGGUCCGCGGAGGUCAGCCGCUGCGGCGCCGUGCGCGUCGACCGGUGCGGCGAAGCCAACGUGUGGAGCUGCGGGAAUGUGAUAGUGCGCCGUGGCAAGGUGAACGUGGUGGAGGCGCAUCAGCCGCAGGUUUGGCACCAGAAGUUAGCAGAGCCAGCCUACUCGGUGCCGACGGAAAUCAUGACCAAGGGAAGAAGGACCUGCCUUAAGAGCACUCCUAUGGUAUUCUACGACUGUUUGCGUACUGCUUAGCACUCCGUAUUAUGUAUUUCUGUGAUAUAUAAUGCUGUAUAUUUAUGUUCUUAUUUUGUGAAGUACUGGACGAGUAUUUGGUUCGUGUGCAAGUAGUGAAGCAACAGUAUUGUGUAAAACGAUAAACAAGUUUGUUAUCUGUACAUUUUGUGUCGAUUAUUGACGUCCAUGUUGUGCCUACACUUUAAA